AUCGGCUGAUGCUGUUUAACGUUUCGCAAUUCGUAAGGUUUCAAGUUUGGCGGGUACCAAAGGGAAGUGUAACGAGACGUUUGCAGGCGCAGUAACACCGUUCUAGCUGACACCUACACCACGCCACGCCACACCACGCCGACCUAGUUAUAACGUCUUUUCCACCGAGCUGAAUUUAUUUUUCUUUUUCAGUAUCAGUACGACUCACCGUACCGUGGUCUUUUCCAUGCAAUACCAUAGUAUUUUCCUACCAUUCGUCCUUCGUAUGAUUUUCGUUUCGUCUUCUUCGUGUUCGUAUUUUUUACAUACGUGAUUUUUUUAUUUUUAUAAUUUAUCUUUACGCGUCUUCGUCGAUCUUGUGGUGGGAAAUUUUUUGGGUUUUCUUUGCUUCUUUGUGCUGUUAUUCAGGUUCACGUUAGGGGAACCGGACAUCAGAUUUGUAUUACGAGAAGGUGGCGGAAUAUUAACGAGGAAUGAAAUAUUUGUUUGGAAUAUUUUUCUCGAUGCUAUUUUUCACACCUAUCACAAUGUACACCUGUCGUAUAUCUCAAUUCGUAUGCCGUAACAGUAAUUGCAUUUCUCCUGAUAAAUAUUGCGACGGAAACGACGAUUGCGGUGAUAGUUCGGAUGAACCUAGAUUUUGUACUGUUUGUAAUAGAACUUAUUACGGUGACGUGAAAAAUACUUAUUACAUGGUGCUGCAAAAACCAAUCGAAAGCAAACUGCCAUUUCUGUGUCAUCUCACAUUUACAGCCAACGGACACGACUUUGGCGAUAUUAUACAGUUAGGAUUUGAAAACUUUCACGUGGGACGUUUGGAAACAUCGUCGUUGGAAGGUUGUCCAGACGGUUACAUGCAAAUUCUAGAACUGGGACGACCGUUCACGGGCGGCUCGUGGUGUGGAAAAUCAUCAAGCUUGGCGUUAUACUACAGCGAGUCGAGUACAAUAACAUUAACCAUAAGACUGUUUUAUACUGGUCGAUAUUCGGCUACACCGUUCGAAUUCAAAUUGCGAUAUAAAUUUAUAAAAAAAGAAGAAGCGGUUACCCGUUUCGGUAGCAUUAGUGCGCCGAUCGAGCGAGGCGAAAUCGUACCGGGCACAUACUGCAGUAGAAAUUUCUACGAGUGUUAUCGUAAAAAAUGUCAAAUACAGUCGCCCAAUUAUCCGGGCAUUUAUCCUCGUAACGUCACUUGUUUGUAUCAGAUUCGCCAGAAAACCGUGCCCAAAUGUAAGCACGGUAUGAUCCUCGUGCGUCAAACCAAUCGCCAUAAAAUUAAAUUAAAACGAUCCGUCGAAGAUGUGAAAAACACCACCGAGACUGGUUUGAAAGUUUGGGACACGUGUGACGAUACCAAGGAUCAUCUUAUAUUUUACGAUGGCCUGACGACCGAAGAUGCCGUGUUGUUGAAGUAUUGCGGAGGCGAAUGGCUGCCACCUGUGUUGUCCAGAGGUCCGCAGAUGCUCGUUAUAUUCAGAUCGGCGCCUUUUAAUAUUCCGCUGCAGAGUAAAGAAACGUCUUCGUUGAUCAAGGGGUUUGAACUCGAUAUGGAUACCGUUUUCACCGAUUCCGAUUCGUAUGAUUUUUCAAGACAUCGAUUUAGAUGUGAUUUCUUGAUCAACGCCACCGAAUCAGAAAUGGAAAACGGAGUAGCGAUCAAAUCAAAAAACCGUUCAGGAAGCAUAUCGAGCCCGCGUCACACACUGCCACCAAAUACCACCUGCACUUACAGAUUCCAAGGUCGAGCCGCCGAUCACGUCUGGCUAUCGAUCGCCAGCUACUGGCACGAGCCAUUACUCUCCGGCCAAAGGGAAAACUGCCCAACCCGAUUACGAAUUUGGGACGGGGGUGGUGGCGGCGGCGGCAGCAGUAUGCUGGGGGAUCACUGCAGUCGGCCUAAAAUCUGCGAUCAUUCGGCUCUACGUAAUCACAGCCGUAUUACUCGACCAUGCACUGCCGAAGAGAGCUACAUCUCGUCGACCAACAGUAUCAUCAUGCAAUACUAUUCGAAACCGGGCACUGCCAUUCAUCCGUCGAAAUUUUUAAUCCAUUACGAAUUCGUAGACACCGCGCUAGGCGGUAGACCUUGGCUAAAUUUAGAGAAAGAAGACCGUUCGCGGUUCCGGUCGUGUUCGAGGCUGUUCAAAGGCGCCCAAUCGGGUACCAUUUCGUCUCCUAAGAAUGUCUUCAUGUAUGCUCGAGGGGGUGCCAAGAGUAUCGCUUGUUUGUAUAGGAUCGAAGCGGAACCGGGCGAAAAAAUAAGUUUCACUUUAUACAACGUGUCUUUCGGUUCAAACGCAAACUGCCAAAACACCCUGCACUCGUACACCGAUCAAUACGUUUGCACGCAUAAUGACCAAAGAGUGUCCAGACAAUCAGAACUAGAGAUAUCCGAAUUGCCUUGGAAAGACGUCAAAAUACAAAGGUCUUGCUUCUGUGAUAAUUCAACCGUAAGUAAAAUACCGUCCGGCGUUUAUACGCUCGAAACCGUCGCCCGAGUCUUAGAAAUACGAUUCAAAGUGUACUACGUCAAUUCGAGCGAAGAUUUUUUCGAUAUUUACUUCCACGCUAAAUUCCGCAUGUUCAGAAAGCCCGAUUGCCCGAGAAGGCAACGUUUGCGCGGAUCCGGCGGCGAAAUUCAGAUGGUCCAUCCGCCUCAAAAGAGGAUUGAUAGUUUUUGCGAUGGAUUGCCUUGGAUGGUCGAAGCUAGAGAAAAUCGAAGUUUAUUCAUACUCACGUGGGGCCAUUUUUUAUCCCUCAAACCUGUACCAGAAGAACCGAUACGCUGCAAUACUCGUAAUCGUAUUUUACUGUAUUCGGGAACGCCUUUAAGACUUUUCCACGUAGUUUGUCCAUCAAUACCAAACGAUAACCGACAAGAGAUUCACAUAUUUUCCGAAGAAUGGCAUUCGAGCACACGAGCAGACAAAGACAAAGGCAUUUCUCAAAACCCUCCCAGUUUUCUGCUACGAUUCAUCGGAAAAGAAUCUGGCACCGCGUUACUCAACUGGUUGGAAAUCUCUCGAUCCAGAACAUCGUUAUUACUCCAAUCGGACACAGCUUCCAGUAAUCUAAGCCAUAGUGCAGCAUCGUUAGAAAACCAAACCGCCUUGUCAGCGUUCGAUUGCCCGUUCCAUUGUCCAGAGUUGAACGCUUGCAUAAGUGAUAAUUUGUGGUGCGAUGGGCAUCGUAAUUGUCCGUCGGGGUACGACGAACUAGAAAGUCAUUGCGAUUUGAAAUAUAAAGCUUUAAGAAAUUACGCUAUAUUAACUAGUAUUCUAGUGUUGAUAUUUAUGUUGACUAUUUUUGUAUUGGUGGCUACCAUUAGGAGGUUUAGGUUUAGUAAUAAAUACGCUCACGAAGAUAUGGGGCCUAGGAGAAUUACCACCGAAGAGACCCUUUAUGAUCAGUCUAGCUCUACCAUGUCUUCCUGACAGAGGCUAAAUUCUGGCGAAUUGAUCGAAAUCGAUAGGGAAACUACGGUUUGAUAAGGGUUUCAUCGCUCCUGUGGAUGGGAGAAGGAUGCUGUUAAGGUUUUAUAGGAUUUUUCUGCAGGGUUUAUAUGCUGUAUACUUACCUAUGUAUAAUUAUUAGGUAUAGGUAUCUUUAUACCUACUCGUAUAUUAGGUAGGUGUGUAUAGAGGAAGUGAACUAUUAAUUCAAAUUUUGAAGUAGGAUCAAUUACUUAUUAAAGAACAGAAGUUAGGUCUUCGAUUGUUAGAAAGAUCCAAUCACAUUAUCUCCUAUUGAAUCGAAUUCAAGUUUAAACAGAUCUAGUUAAUCUGACUAAAACUUUGAUCUCGUCAAGUCUGAUUAGAUCAGGUCAGGUCGAUUUGGAUUCAUGAAAUGUCCGGAUCUGAUUUGAUACCGAUUCCCUAUGGAUUCUAACUUCUGUUUUUGAUCAUUUUUAUUCAGUGAAUUAUUAUUUAGGUAGGGUCUACAAAUUCAUUUUCUGAUUCACCAAACAUUUUGUAAAUAUUUUUAAUUUUUCAGUCUUUCUAUAAUUUCACCUUUCUCAUUUCUAGAAUUACUUAAAUUAUUUUUAAGAAGUGCACUUGAAAAAAAGUAAUAAUACUGCAAAUAUUUUUAAUCAGCACUCGAUUAUUUUGAACACUUUUCAAUAUGUGAACUGUAAUUUAAACAUUUCUAUAUGCUAUAUAAACUCAUACAGAGCUCUCUACACAAUCAAAGCUUGUACAGAAUCAUCAUCAAAAUGUACAAACACCUGCCUAGUUACUUAUGUACUUCAUCGUUAUUAAUUUUUGUUACCUAUAGUAAAUAUCAUCUUAUAGUUAAUACUUAAGCUGUUCAUCUGUGUGAUAAAAUGAAAAUUUAUUACACUCUAAAUGCAUCCUCUGCAAAAUACUACCUAGUUUAUUUUACCAGGGUUUCUGGCACCUGAGCAAUUUCAUCACAUCUUACCAUAACAUGGGGUUACCAUAUUAUACUUCGCUUCUUUACUUAUGUACUUAUUACAUAAUUAUGAAUAAAAAUUAUAAUAUAUUGUAAAUUCUUGAGAAACAUACUUACCAUUUAGGCGUGUUUAACAAGAUGGGGGGAAAUUUAAAAAAAAACCUACCAAAUGGUACAGUACAGGGUGUUCCACAAAACAAUAAAGUCUGUUCACCAUUACGAGUAACAUAGGCAACCCAUUCUGAAUUUAUGUAUGGAUGUUUGCCUAGUCUCAGAGUUGAAGAGGUCAUGAAGAUUUUUUUGACAAUUCCCAAAAAAUUUUUAAUAAUUUAUUGUGGGUAAUUUAAAAGAAAACUUGAGUGUAUUCUGACUUUUUCAACAGUAUAAAAAAAUGUAAAAAAAAUUCUGAGACUGGGCAAACAUCAACACAUGAACUUGAAAAGAAUUGCCUACGUUACUCGUGGAAGGGACGUCAUCUGUGACAGGACACCCUGUAUAAAUUUCCUGACCUAGUAGAUAAAAUUGAUUGAAAAAGUUAAACUAAUAAUUUUCCACCACGUUGAACACGCCUAUCGUUGAUAAAAAUUAAAUAAAUCUGUGAUGUAAAAAGAAAUUAAAUUGUAACGUUAAUCGGUAGUGACAUUUUCCCCUUUCUUCCUGCCCUUUUUGUAAUAAUUCUCAUUUUUUUUUUCAGUUUCAUAUUUCAUUAAGUAUAUUCUUUAGUUGUUGUUGUUGUUAUACUAUUGUUCUGAAUUUAAUUUCUAGUUACCUGUAUUGUACUUGUGUAUCUUUAUAAUUUGGUUAGAUCAACUUAUAUAAUUUGUCGUGUACUUACCUACCUACUAUAUCUAUUUUUAUGAUUUUUUACGUGAUUGCGUCCAUUUUAGAUAUUUUGCAUACCGAAUAGUUCAAUGAUGUAGACAAUUUUCGAAUAAAAUUCGUGAAAAAUUUUAUCGCGAGCGAA
This is a messenger RNA of Planococcus citri (citrus mealybug), 5377 nucleotides long. RefSeq lists its product as uncharacterized. Gene Ontology annotation, molecular function: protein binding. Lineage: Eukaryota; Metazoa; Arthropoda; Insecta; Hemiptera; Pseudococcidae. The record is from RefSeq and is a predicted model, not a curated record. Bases 474 to 3434 code for a protein of 986 amino acids. The transcript has 6 exons. Gene Ontology annotation, cellular component: plasma membrane.